Molecule: messenger RNA, 514 nt
Organism: Perkinsus marinus ATCC 50983
Lineage: Eukaryota; Perkinsozoa; Perkinsida; Perkinsidae
Product: Actophorin, putative
Exons: 5
Coding region: 26-448 (140 amino acids)
Biological process (GO): actin filament depolymerization
Cellular component (GO): actin cytoskeleton; cytoplasm
Molecular function (GO): actin filament binding
Source: RefSeq, a predicted model, not a curated record
AGUUCAUUCUGAUCCCCCUCUUCCUAUGGCUUGUUCCGGUGUUGUUGCUGAUGGAGACUGCAUCGUCAGUUACAACAAUCUCAAGUUGAAGCAUGACAAGAGGUAUAUCAUCUAUGCGUUCACUCCUGACAACAAGCGAAUCGUCAUCGAAUCCGAGGGCACCAAAGACAAGACCUAUGAUGAUUUCAAACAAGCUCUCCUCGCCAGUCAUGAACCGCGCUACGCUGUGGUAGACUUCGAAUUCGAUCAUGAUGAGUCGGGAGCGAAGCAAGAAAAGGUUCUGUUCAUUUUCUGGUCACCUGACACUGCUCCUGUCAAGAGGAAGAUGCUGUUCGCUUCUUCUAAAGACGCAAUUCGUAAACCACUGGAUGGUGUUUAUCAAGAGAUUCAAUGCAACGAUGAAGGCGAUUUGCUCUUUGAGGAAAUCAAGAGGAAAGUCCAGAAAUGAGGGAGAAAGAUUUGAUCAUAUGAUUAUUAUGUUAUUAAUUAUAUGCGGAAUGUGAAUGUUUCGCCC